UCUCCAUCAGUAGACAUCAUGGAGAACACAAAAUCUGCAAUGGUGGGGCCGCUGGAGAGGAAAGUGCGAAAGAGACCGAGACCCAUAGCGACAAUCAAGACCAAACUAUGCCAAACUCUCUCUUGCUCAGUGCCAAAAGCAAAGAGCAUUGUAACAGGGUUCUUUCCUGUGGUGCUCUGGCUGCCUAAAUACAAGCUGAAGGAAUAUAUCUGGGGUGAUAUUAUGUCUGGGCUCAUAGUGGGUAUAAUUCUGAUUCCUCAAGCUAUAGCUUAUUGCCUGCUGGCAGGCCUGGACCCUAUUUAUGGUCUCUACACCUCAUUCUUUGCCAACAUCAUCUAUUUCUUCAUGGGAACCUCCAGACAUGUGUCUGUGGGUAUUUUCAGCCUUAUGAGUCUCAUGGUGGGCCAGGUUGUUGACCGAGAAGUUUAUCUGGCAGGGUUUGAUUUGAGUGAGGACAGUAAAACAAGAACAUCUGAUGGUCCUUUGAACAUCACUGGACACUCCAACAGCAGUGCAAUCAACUUCACAAUAAAUGGCUUCGGUGUGGAAUGUGGAAAGGAAUGCUAUGCUAUUAGCAUAGCAACAGCUUUAACUUUACUUGCUGGUGUUUAUCAGGUACUGAUGGCUGUUUUCAGAAUGGGCUUCGUCUCAGUUUACCUUUCAGCUCCAAUGCUAGAUGGCUUUGCCACCGGUGCCUCGUGUACUAUUCUCACUGUGCAGGCCAAAUACCUUCUGGGGCUCAAAAUCCCACGUCACCAGGGCCUUGGCACGGUGGUGGUCACUUGGAUCAACAUCUUCAAGAACAUUCACAACACCAACUACUGUGAUCUGAUUACAAGUGCCAUUUGUAUAUUUGUUCUAGUCAUGGGGAAAGAGAUCCAGGACAAGUAUAAGGACCGGCUGAAGAUACCUCUACCCACAGAGCUGGUAGUGGUGGCAGUUGCCACUAUUGUGUCUCAUUUUGCUGACCUUAAUGGACAGUAUGGUUCCAGUAUUUCAGGGUCCAUUCCAACAGGGUUCAUUCCUCCAAAGGUACCCAGUUUUGGGCUAAUGCCCAGAGUAGCCCUUGAUGCCAUUCCCCUGGCUGUGAUCAGUUUUGCUUUCACAGUUUCUCUGUCUGAAAUGUUUGCCAAAAAGAACGGCUACACAGUUCGACCAAACCAGGAGAUGAUAGCGAUCGGUUUUUGUAACAUCAUCCCUUCCUUCUUCCAUUGCUUCACCACAAGUGCUGCUUUGGCCAAGACCAUGGUGAAAGACUCAACUGGUUGUCAGACACAGGUUUCCAGUGUGAUUAGCGCAUUAGUUGUCCUCUUAGUGCUACUGUUCUUUGCUCCAUUCUUCUACGCCUUGCAGAAGUGUGUUCUGGCCUGCAUCAUUAUUGUCAGUUUAAGAGGUGCACUGCGCAAGUUCAGAGAUGUUCCGAAGCAGUGGCACCUCAGCAAAAUUGAUGCUAUUGUCUGGUUAGUCAGCAUGAGCUCAGCUGCUCUGAUAAGUGUAGAAAUUGGUCUUCUGAUUGGAGUUGUUUUCUCCAUGCUUUGUGUGGUGGCACAGACGCAAAAACCAAAGGUUUCUCUUCUGGGCCAAGUGGAGAACACAAGCCACUAUGACGACAUGGAGGAGUAUAAUCAUCUUCUGCCUGUUCCAAAGGUGAAGAUCUUUCGUUUUCAGGCUCCACUGUACUAUGCCAACAAGGACUUUUUUUUGAAGUCAUUAUAUAAGGCAGUUAAUCUAGAACCAUUCCUUGAAAUCGCCAGAAGGAAGAAACUGGAGAAAAAGGCCAAAGAAAAAAAAUCAAAACAGAUGGACGAGACAGAACAGGCAAACGGUGAUGAUGGUAUAGGCUUCAUUUCCACUAAAUUAGAUUUCCACACCAUUAUUUUAGACUGUUCCUCAAUACCCUUUGUGGACACUGCAGGAAUGAACACCUUAAAAGGCUUGGUUAAAGACUACAAUGGAGUCGGUGUGACGGUUCUACUAGCCUGUUGUAACACAUCAGUCAUUGAUUCUUUGAGACGAGGCUCUUUUUUUGGAAAGGCUGACAUAGACAUGCACAGUUUGGUCUUCCAUACGGUUCAUAGUGCAGUUUGUUUUGCCACUGACACCAUAGCCACAGUUGGCAACACACCUGUAUAA
Chanos chanos (milkfish) is the source of this 2133-nucleotide messenger RNA. It is a transcript of the gene slc26a1, whose product is annotated as solute carrier family 26 member 1. The coding region runs from base 19 to 2133 and encodes 704 amino acids. The transcript is spliced from 2 exons. The record is from RefSeq and is a predicted model, not a curated record. Gene Ontology annotation, cellular component: membrane. Gene Ontology annotation, molecular function: secondary active sulfate transmembrane transporter activity. Gene Ontology annotation, biological process: sulfate transmembrane transport. Lineage: Eukaryota; Metazoa; Chordata; Actinopteri; Gonorynchiformes; Chanidae.